Molecule: messenger RNA, 345 nt
Organism: Staurois parvus
Lineage: Eukaryota; Metazoa; Chordata; Amphibia; Anura; Ranidae
Source: the annotation of a GenBank genome assembly
AUGGGGCCCCCGGGCAAUAGGGGAUCAUGGGGCCCCUGUGUCCUUGCCCUAACUCAAAAAAGCCUAUGAAAAAGUAAAUGAUGCAAAGGUCUACAGACUCUACAUAUAGGGGUAACAAUUAUGCAAAGGUCUACAGACUCUACAUAUCUGGCAACAAAUGAUGCAAAGCAGGGGUGGACUGACAACUCAUGGGGCCCCCGGGUAAUAGGGGAUCAUGGGGCCCCUGUGUCCUUGUCCAAACUCAAAAAUGCCUAUGAAAAAGGUACCAGGGGCACCUCAUGGGGCCCCCUACUGACUCCGGGCCCACGGGCAGUGCCCGAGUUUCCAAAUGGUCAGUCUGCCCCU